CAAGGACACUGAAGAUGGCUCUGUGUGCUUUUUAUACAGUCUGGGGUUUGUUACUGGAAGUGGUGGUAGCAUUUGGCCCAGUACCGAGGAUCACUUGGGAACACAGAGAGGUCCAGCUAAUACAUUUUCAUGAAUCAGAAGUGUCAAACUAUUCAACCUUGCUGUUAAGUGAAGACAAAGAUGUGCUAUAUGUAGGAGCCAGAGAGGUGAUCUUUGCAUUAAACGCAGUGAAUAUUGUUGAAAAGCAGCAUGAGUUACACUGGAAGGUCACCGAAGAUAAAAGGACUAAAUGUGCAGUCAAGGGCAAAUCAGAACAGACAGAGUGUCGUAAUUAUGUGCGUGUCUUGCAACAGCUGAAUGAUACUUUUCUCUAUGUGUGUGGAACUAAUGCAUUUCAGCCGACAUGUGAUUACCUGAAUUUAAUUUCAUUUGAACUUGGAGGUAAAAAUGAAGAUGGUAAGGGCAGAUGUCCAUUUGAUCCUGCUCAAAGCUACACAUCUGUUAUGGUUGAUGAGGAGCUUUAUUCUGGGACUUCUUACAAUUUCUUGGGAAGUGAACCUAUCAUUUCACGGCACUCUCAUCAGAGCCCUCUGAGAACAGAGUAUGCGAUACCUUGGCUUAAUGAGCCCAAUUUUGUUUUUUCUGAUGUGAUAAGAGCAGAUCAAAACAGCACAGAUGGAGAAGAUGACAAGAUAUACUUCUUUUUCACCGAGGUAUCUGUGGAGUAUGAAUUUGUUGGAAAACUGAUGAUUCCAAGAAUAGCUAGAGUGUGCAAGAGGGACCAAGGAGGAUUAAGGACUUUGCAGAAAAAAUGGACUUCCUUUCUCAAGGCCAGAUUGAUUUGUACCAUCCCUGAUAAGAAUUUAAUUUUCAAUAUUAUCAAUGAUGUUUUUAUUCUCAAGUCUCCAACUUUGAAGGAACCAGUGAUAUAUGGAGUCUUCACCCCACAACUGAAUAAUGUGGGGCUGUCAGCAGUGUGUGCAUACAAUCUGUCUACUGUAGAAGAGGUUUUCUCAAAAGGAAAAUAUAUGCAGAGUGCCACAGUAGAACAGUCUCAUACAAAAUGGGUACGGUACAAUGGGGAAAUUCCUAAUCCUCGACCCGGUGCGUGUAUAAACAAUGAAGCCAGAGCAUCAAACUACAUGAGUUCUCUGAAUUUACCAGACAAAACAUUGCAGUUUGUUAAAGAUCAUCCUCUAAUGGAUGACUCAGUGACUCCAAUGGGAGACAGACCUCGACUAGUAAAACGAGAUGUGAAAUAUACGCAGAUUGUAGUAGACAGAGUCAGAGCACUCAAUGGCACCGUAUAUGAUGUUAUGUUCAUCAGUACAGAUCGAGGAGCCCUGCACAAAGCUAUCAGCUAUGAAAAUGGAAUGCAUAUUAUUGAAGAAACACAGCUUUUCCCAAACUUUGAGCCAGUCCAAACUCUCUUGCUUUCAUCCAAAAAAGGCAGAAGAUACCUCUAUGCUGGUUCAAAUUCUGGUGUGGUUCAGUCUCCGGUGGCAUUCUGUGACAAGUACACCACUUGUGUUGACUGUGUUUUGGCAAGGGAUCCUUACUGUGCUUGGAAACCCCUUGAAGCUACCUGCAUUGAUAUUUUUAAAGAAAGUGAAAUUGAAAGGAACUGGAUUCAGAACAUAGGUGGAGAUGCGUCUUCUUGUUCUGCCUCAUCUCCUAUACCUUUCCCUCCUACUGGUACCUCCUUUUUGUCCUGUGUGGGAAGUGAUUCACCUCCUUCACCCACCAGUACCCAGCCUGAUGUUUGGUCUAGCACAGACCCUGUAAAGGUCAUGUUGUUGCCACCUUUCCUAAGUGACCAGGCACAGCAUGUUAGUGUCCGGGGACCCUUUCGCCUCUUCUGCCAAGCCACAGGUCCAUAUGACUCCCAUUUUGUCUGGAAGAAGAAUGGACAGAAGAUGAAAGCAUGCAUCACUGAGCAAUCUCACAUGCUGUUUGAUGGCAGAGUGCAUGUUCUGAGUUGGGUGAAAGAUUCAGUAUCAGAAAAUACAGAAUAUAAAUGUUCAUUCAUCUCAAAAGUUGGGAACACAACGUCAGAAGUGCGCAUCACAGUAGAAGAUAAAGAUAGUGCUGGUCAGGAUGGAUGGACCAAAGAAUUUGAUACCUGGAGAAGUGCCAUCAGUGAACAUGACAAGAUGAUGCAGAACUGGAGGAAAACAUGGGAGAGCUGCAACAAGAAAACCAGCCUCUAAUGGACAAAGGCAUGAACAGUGUAGAAGGAGAAAUAUAUGCAAGUUAGAGUACCCAGUGUUUUAAUACCAUAGCAUUCAAAGAGGUAUUUGCAAGUGCUAGUGCCGGCAUUAAAAUUGAUGUUCAGGAGAAUCACCUGAAGCUUGAGGUGGAAGAGGCUAUCCUUACUGCACCAAAGAAUUAAGUUACAUGCUGCAAGUGAGGCCACCCAUCCCAUGCUAGAACUCUCUCUGGUUUUCUGAUACCAUUUAUUUCAGCUUAAUGAAGAACAAAAGUGGUCUCAGUAAGGCUUGUGCUGCUCAAACAAUAUAAUAUGAUGUUAUGGCUUCUGUUUUGAGUUCAUUAAGCAAACCAGUUAAUUUUGGGCUUGAGGAUCUUGGUGUAUGAUUUAGAGAUUAAUAAAAAGAUGUGGAUCGCACUUAUUUAAAGACACUUAAACUGGCCUAUUAAUUUUCUUCUAAUGUGUUUACCCUUAAACUCUGUUCCCAGUGUUUUGAAGAGCAUUCCUUUCUGCU
Messenger RNA from Gavia stellata (red-throated loon), 2723 nucleotides. RefSeq names its product semaphorin 4D (gene SEMA4D). Gene Ontology annotation, molecular function: chemorepellent activity; semaphorin receptor binding. The record is from RefSeq and is a predicted model, not a curated record. The coding region runs from base 15 to 2210 and encodes 731 amino acids. NCBI's taxonomy places the organism in Eukaryota, Metazoa, Chordata, Aves, Gaviiformes, Gaviidae. The transcript has 17 exons. Gene Ontology annotation, biological process: ossification involved in bone maturation; neural crest cell migration; negative regulation of transcription by RNA polymerase II.